This is a messenger RNA of Tachysurus vachellii, 1657 nucleotides long. RefSeq names its product cytochrome b-245 light chain (gene cyba). Lineage: Eukaryota; Metazoa; Chordata; Actinopteri; Siluriformes; Bagridae. Gene Ontology annotation, molecular function: heme binding. Bases 102 to 665 code for a protein of 187 amino acids. The record is from RefSeq and is a predicted model, not a curated record. The transcript has 6 exons. Gene Ontology annotation, biological process: superoxide anion generation. Gene Ontology annotation, cellular component: NADPH oxidase complex.
CUUUAAUAACAGUAGAGGAGCGUGUUGAAUGUGCGCAGUGACGGUGUGUAGAAACAGAGAAGAAGCGGCAGACUUGUGCUCUAUAAACAGCCUCGGUGACAAUGGGGAAGAUCGAGUGGGCAAUGUGGGCUAAUGAACAAGCUCUGGCGGCUGGACUCAUUUACUUAACCGGGGGCAUCGUAGGAGUGGCAGGUCAAUUCAGAGACUGGCAGUUUGCUGCAUAUGGCAUCGCUGCGGGUGUGUUUGUGUGUCUCCUGGAGUAUCCACGGAGCAGAAGAGCCAAAGGAACCAGUGUUGAGAGAACUGGUCAGUAUUGCUUCACUGUGUGUGUAAAGGCAUUUGGGCCACUGACUAGAAAUUACUACGUUAGAGCGGUACUUCAUGUGGCACUCAGUGUCCCUGGAGGUUUCAUGCUCGCUACAGUUUUAGGCUGUGUGUGUCUCGGCAUAGCUGCCCUCAUCUAUCUGUCAGCUGCCAUUCACGGCGAACACUGGGAACCUAUUUUGCCGAAGGCGGAACCCACCAAACGUGUUGCUCCUAGCAUCAAGCAGCCUCCUCAGAACCCCCCACCACGCCCUCCUCCUGAGAUGCGCAGGAAGAGAACAGACGACCUUGAGGCUGCAUCUUAUACCAAUCCCAUACCUGUGACUGCCGAUGAACAAUGAAUGGCCAAAUCUCUCCAUUGUGAGGAUGGUAAUUCACCUGCCAUGCUGAGAGAGGACUGAGUAGCGACUGUACAAACGAAACAGGAGUGCACACACACACACACACACACACACACACACACACCACUAACUGCGGAAUCACUCUGUUCACGUUUAAAGAGACCGGUUUGGUUCAGCUUGCAAUCUUCCUGUCAAGUUACUGUAUAUUUUAAUAGAGUGUUUGUGAGAUAUUUUACAAGACGGUGAUCACAAACUGAUUAUCGGGCUUCUGUUGCACUAUGGAGAAGAUUUCUACAUAAAGCUUCGUACGGUUGAGUGCAAAAGUUUGCGAAGCCUUACUUCCAAAUCGUGGAAAGACAUUUAAUGCAAGUUAGGAUUUUACAGAUCUUCUAUAACACACCAAGUAACAGCAUUAGCCAACAGUAUAGAAUAAGGUAUUUUUUUUAAUCCUGACUUUCGUUCCCUUCGACUCCGAGGUUUUGAUCUUAUACCUUUUUGCCAGAGUAAACUACUCCAGGUUUUGAUGCCUUGUGAAGUUUUUUUAUGAGUCAUUGACAUUAGACAUUAGUGAGGAAAGGAAAAUUGACAUAAAUUACAGAAGCUUUUAAAAUGAAAGAUAACCGAACAUUAAACAUUUUUGUCAUUGUUAAGCCUUGGUCUAUUUUUUCCUGUCACAAAACCAAGGAGGUAAAUGUUUUUGCACUCAAUUGUACAUUGUAUAUUUCAUUAUAAGUAUUACAGGUCAGUGGAAAAUCCCCUUGUACUCAUGUUAUACUGGGUGAUAUUUUUAGCACAUUAACACACCUUCACAUUCAUUCAGAAAGUGUGUAUGAAGUCAUCAAAAUCACCAGAAGGACUGAAAUCGGGACGAAGAAGGCAAAAUAUACAGUUGAUGAAGAACAAGUAUCUUUUUGUAUGUUUUGUUCUGUUCUUUGUUACAGCUUUGUUUUCAUUAAAUAUCUGAAAAUAAAAAAAUAUCUGAAAAUAAAAAA